GGUGCAUACCAGACCUCGACACAGAUCACUGAAGUCCACGCCACGAUAAACUUCCCACACGUCGCCCUUCCCAAAGGUGGCAAAGACGAAAUCGAAUACGGCGGCUCCGCAUGGGUCGGCAUCGAUGGCGCUUCAUGCCAAACGACCAUUCUCCAGACCGGAAUCGACUGGAUCAUCAAGGGCGGCAAGCCCCGCUACACCGCCUGGUUCGAAUGGCUCCCGCACUACUCGACGCAAUUCGAGAACAUCGACGUGCGGCCGGGCGACAACAUCACGAUGAAGGUGGCCGUGGACCUCGGGACCAACGGCACAGCAGGGACCGCGUGGAUCACCAACGAGACGAACGGCGACAAGGUCGUGCACCACUUCGACGGGCCCGAGGUCGGCUUGUGCGAGACCAAUGCCGAGUGGAUCGUGGAGGACUUCUUGGCGAGCGGCGGGUUGGAGCCGUUCGCGUGGUUUGAGGACGUCACGUUUGUGGAUGCGGCGUAUACGCAUGCCGGGCUGCAGAAGAAGGUCGAUGGGUUGAUGGGGUCGACGAUGAUUGAGUUGGUGCAGGAUGGGGAGAGCAAGUCGGUUUGUCGGAUUGUUGAUGACAAUACUCUGACUUGUGGGUACCCUGACAAGAAGAAGUGA
Molecule: messenger RNA, 636 nt
Organism: Dissoconium aciculare CBS 342.82
Lineage: Eukaryota; Fungi; Ascomycota; Dothideomycetes; Mycosphaerellales; Dissoconiaceae
Product: concanavalin A-like lectin/glucanase
Exons: 2
Biological process (GO): proteolysis
Molecular function (GO): glutamic-type endopeptidase activity
Source: RefSeq, a predicted model, not a curated record